AUGUCGUCUGAUGCUGAAGACUUCGAAAUUGAUACUAGUAGUGGCAACUUGACCUUCCCGGCAGCCUGUUCUACUAUGAGAAAGAAUGGCCAUGUCGUGAUUAAGGGUCGUCCCUGCAAAAUUAUGGAAAUGUCCGAAUCUAAGACCGGCAAGCAUGGCCAUACUAAGAUUCACCUUGUGGGUCUCGAUAUCUUCACGGGUAGAAAGUAUGAGGACAUUUCUCCCAGCACCUACGAGGUGGAUGUCCCAUUUGUGCAUAGAACUGAAUACAACCUGGAUGGAACUGAGAACGGAUAUCUUCUGUUAACAGAUCAUGAUGGUAAUUCUAAGAAUGAUGUUGCUGUACCUGAAGGCGAUCUUGGUUAUCAGCUUGCGGAUAGUCUUAGUAACGGUGAUAGACUAACUGUUACUAUAAUAAGUACUAUGAAUGAGGAGGCAUGCAUUGCUGUUAAGGUUGACGUCUAG
Messenger RNA from Penicillium angulare, 465 nucleotides. RefSeq lists its product as uncharacterized. Gene Ontology annotation, molecular function: ribosome binding; RNA binding; translation elongation factor activity. NCBI's taxonomy places the organism in Eukaryota, Fungi, Ascomycota, Eurotiomycetes, Eurotiales, Aspergillaceae. Bases 1 to 465 code for a protein of 154 amino acids. The record is from RefSeq and is a predicted model, not a curated record. Gene Ontology annotation, biological process: positive regulation of translational elongation; positive regulation of translational termination. The transcript is spliced from 4 exons.